CACGCGCGCUGCGUUCCCGUUCCCGGAAGUGCUUGCGGAAGUUGCGGCGGCGUCCCUCGCCCGCUUUUCAAUUUAAAGGAUGCGGAACCAUGCAUUUGGACGCAAUACCACCGACAGGCGCGGAUGAACAGCAUGUUAAGUUAUGUUCUGGCGCUUUUAGCGGCGUCGCUGGCUGUGUUGGUCGUUCCCCGCUACUGGUCCGUUACAUUCGGGAAUGAAUCAACGCAGGGGGCCCCCGUGCGGCUCCUGAGCAGCCGUGAAUUAUCACUGUACGACGGGGAGGAUGGCAGCAGGGGCCUCUACCUGGCCCUGAUGGGACAGGUGUUUGAUGUACACAAGGGCCACAGGCAUUAUGGACCAGGUGGAGCCUAUCACUUCAUGGCAGGCAAAGAUGCCUCGCUGGCCUUCGUCACUGGAGACUUCACAGAAAGGGGCCAGACAGAUGAUGUGUCCAGUCUCUCUGCCCUGCAGGUGGUGGCCCUGUACGACUGGCUGGCCUUCUAUCAGAGGGACUACCAGGCUGUGGGUUUGGUGAUAGGCCGGUUCUAUGGCGAGACUGGACAGCCAACGGAGGCCUUGCUGCAGGUAGAAGCAUCCCUAGUGGAAGGCCAGCGAAUCAAGGCCCAGUCUGAGGCUGAGAAGGUACGCUUCCCAGCCUGCAAUUCAGAGUGGAGCUCUGCCAGGGGAGGAAGAGUCUGGUGCUCCACCAAGAGUGGUGGAGUGAUGAGAGACUGGACGGGUGUCCCGCGGAAGCUCUUUUCUCCAGGAUCCACUGGUGUUCGUUGUGUCUGUGUGGAAGACCCAUCUGCAGCAGAGGAAGACCCCAACCUGCAGAAGUACGAAGGCUGCCCUCCACACGCAGACUCAUGUUCUGUUGCAGAGUUUUAGUCUCAGAGCCCGCCCAGAAAAUGGACCCAUUCAUGGCCUGCUAAUUAGCAGCACACAACUCAGAUACAUAUAAAGGACUUUUUCAAGGAAAGCACAUAAUAAAGAGUUGGAGUCAA
This is a messenger RNA of Scophthalmus maximus (turbot), 1004 nucleotides long. RefSeq names its product neuferricin. Gene Ontology annotation, cellular component: endomembrane system; membrane. The transcript has 4 exons. NCBI's taxonomy places the organism in Eukaryota, Metazoa, Chordata, Actinopteri, Pleuronectiformes, Scophthalmidae. The record is from RefSeq and is a predicted model, not a curated record. Bases 124 to 888 code for a protein of 254 amino acids.